AUGGUUCAAAAGAUUCAUAGGCCUGAAGCAGAUUGUUUUGGUUUAGAUCCUGAAGUUUGCAUGAAUGUGACUGAAUUAUUAACUAGUAAAGGUUACCCAUGUGAAGAGUACACAGUAGAAACAGCUGAUGGGUUUUUAUUAGGUGUUCAGAGGGUUCCUCAUGGACGAAAUAAUCAGUAUCUUGGUUCUGAUAGACCUGUGGUCUUUUUACAACAUGGUUUACUGUGUUCAGCUACAAAUUGGGUGACUAAUUUAGUCAAUGAAAGUUUAGCAUUUAUUUUGGCUGAUGCUGGAUAUGAAGUAUGGUUAGGUAAUUCACGUGGUAAUACAUACUCCAGAAGACAUAAAACAUUAAACCCUAAUCAAGAUGAAUUCUGGGCUUGGAGCUGGGAUGAAAUGGGAAGGUAUGAUUUUCCUGCUAUGAUUGAUUAUGCCUUAAAGCUGUCUGGUAAAUCUAGCUUAUAUUAUGUUGGACACUCUCAAGGAACAACACAAGCAUUUGCUCAUCUUUCACAAAAUCCAGAAUUUGAGAAAAAGAUUGACAUAUUUUUUGCUCUGGCUCCAGUUGCAACAGUAGGCCAUAUGAAAAGUCCAAUAAGAUAUUUGUCUGACUUACCUGAUGAGGCUCUGUAUUUUGUCCUAGGAAGGAAAGACUUUCUACCUAAUUUAGAUCUUAUCAAGGUUUUAGCUGAUACUGUGUGUGAGGAUAAAUCAUUGAGAUUUUUAUGCUCUAACUUAUUAUUUCUUAUAGCAGGCUAUGAUACCAAAAAUUUAAACAAUACAAGAUUACCAGUAUAUUUAAACCAUACACCUGCUGGAUCAUCAGUUCAAGAUAUUAUACAUUUCUUACAGGGUUACAGAACAGGGUUAUUUAAAAUGUAUAAUUAUGGAUCAGUAGAUGAGAAUUUAAAACAUUAUAAUCAGUCAGAUCCCCCUAUUUAUGAUGUGAGUAAUAUUAAAGAAACACCUAUAGUAGUUAUAUAUGGUGAUGAAGAUUGGCUAGCUGAUCUACAGGAUGUGAAUGCUCUUCUUCCAAAAUUAAAAACAUUACAAUCAAAACAUGAAAUUGCAAGUUAUGAUCAUUUAGAUUUUAUAUGGGGAGAGAAUGCAGCUUUAAAAGUAUAUAAUAUUAUUAUUGAUAUUAUUAAAGAGAAGGAAAGAAGUUAG
Lottia gigantea (owl limpet) is the source of this 1167-nucleotide messenger RNA. RefSeq lists its product as hypothetical. Gene Ontology annotation, molecular function: hydrolase activity, acting on ester bonds. Bases 1 to 1167 code for a protein of 388 amino acids. The record is from RefSeq and is a predicted model, not a curated record. The transcript is spliced from 10 exons. Lineage: Eukaryota; Metazoa; Mollusca; Gastropoda; Lottiidae. Gene Ontology annotation, biological process: lipid metabolic process.